Cotesia congregata is the source of this 1707-nucleotide messenger RNA. The record is from the annotation of a GenBank genome assembly. Lineage: Eukaryota; Metazoa; Arthropoda; Insecta; Hymenoptera; Braconidae.
AUGUCGAACUUCAUUAUACUUUUAUUUACUCUGGGAUUAAUCGGAAAUUUAUCAAAAGCUACGUCAAUAAAUGGGACAUUCGCCACCAUACCGAUUGAUCAAAGAGCUGCGAUAGAAAUACAGCCUCAAUUCGAGAUAAAGAUGGGUCAAAAAUAUAUCUUCAAAAAAAAUAACGAUUCGCUAAAUUUAACAUGUACGAUUAUACAAAAUGAUGGUAACAAAAAUCAUACAUUAUUUGAUUAUAUUGUCGACUGGAAAACACCAUUUUAUGACAAUUACAUUCCUAAACCUGAAAGAGGACAAAAGCGAAAUGUAGCUUGGCUAUGGUUCGAAAAUCUAUCCGAAGAUCACGAUGGUAAUUACACAUGUAAUGCUGUUACAUUUAAAUCUGUCAUUCAAUCACAUCUUUCUGUUAAUAUCAGACUGUCUGUGAAAAAAAAACCAAUUAAAUGGUAUUGUGGACCAAAAUGGUUCAGAUGUCGAUCUAAUAAUUGUAUUAUGGAACGAUAUCUUUGUGAUGGUAAAGCUGAUUGUGAAGAAGGAGAAGAUGAAAGUGAAGCUGCUGGAUGCGGUUCUGAUCCUUGUCAUGGUAAAGUCAUGUGUGAUAAUCGAUGUGUUCCACGAGAAUGGUGUUGCAAUCACCGGAACUGUAGUAAAAAUUCUGCACCGCACGUAUGGCCAACAGAAACCCGACAAAUAAGUUACAUACAAACAGCAUUUUACGUUGUUAUGGGUUGUGCAAUGGCAUUCAUUUUCAUAGUUACAAUAUUGGCGAUAGCUAUUUGUCGAGUACAAUUUAAACGAGCAAUAAGUACGACAUGUAAUCAACGAAGUCGUAAUAGUUAUUGUCAAACAAAUCGUGCCUCCUCUAUACAUGUGCCUAAUCAUCAUGAUGAUCUUGAUCGACCUUUAAACCGACCAUUAGAUGAUCUUCAACGAGAAGCGAGUACAAUGUACAAUGUAACUGGAAAAUUACAGUUUACGGAUUGCCUUUCGAAACCUCCGUCUUAUUCAGAAAUAAUGGCUCUACAAUCGGAAGAAGGACCUCCACCAGUUUAUGUAUCAUGUGAUGAACUCAAUGAAUAUUGUGCCUUAAGAAUGUAUAAUGUUCAAAAUAGUUACCAACCAGACAAUCUUCUACCAAUUAUUAGUAACCUUAGUUCUUCUCGUUGUGAUGACUUCACAAGCACGCCGAACUCAAUUCUAAGUAUUCAAAGACCAACUUCGAUGAAUAUACCAGUAUCUUCAUCAUCCACAAAUGGACAGAAUAAUGAUUUAGGUGACGAUAUUACUACUAUUAUUCAAGAUCCUAUGUCACAGUGUACAGAAACGGACGCAUUCUUGUCUGAAAAUAGUAGAACAAAUAAUCAUAAAAACUCAAUAAGGAGUGUUUUAAAUAAAAAGAAAAAAAUUUCAAAUGGAUGGUUUGGUCAAAAUUUUAAUAAUGUUGUAACUAGUAAGCUUUGGGUAAACAACCAAACUGAUCAAAACACACCGAGUUCACCAUUAGAGAGAAAAAGCUAUUCCUUAGGUGAUUUGAAGAGUGAAAGAUCAUUUUUGAUAACAGAUCAACCACAAUUUGUUUCGGACUGUUUAGUUCGUCCGAUGCUAAAAAGUAAUAUUAGUUCAUCAUUUUCAACAAAUUCAAAUAAUCAAGUGGCAGGUCCAAGUUCUUCUGGUGUUGAAAAUGAUAAAAAUCUACAUUGA